AUGGUGAAGCUGUUCUGUCUGGUGGUUGGAGAUGAAAGAGUGUUCCCUGUCGACAUCGGCCUGGACAUUACGGUGGGCUAUUUGAUGACGUCGAUAAAGGCAGCUCUAUCGUGCACGAUCAAGGCCAAAGUAGACAAAUUGCAGCUUUUUCUGGCGAAGCAUGACGGCACAUGGCUUGAGGAGGCUGAUGCACGAAAUGUGACGCAAGGCCAUUUACAAAGUUUCGAGUGGAUGAAUCCCGCUCUGUUGGUUAACGACGCCAAAUACUUUGGAGGGGGCUUCAAACCGAAGGAAGGCGACGUGCACGUACUUGUGAAGCUGCCAGACCGGGGAAUAAUUCCUUAUAAGAAGCUCAAAAUCACCCACAAAGACGUGCUUUAUCCUGGACCAGUGCCAAGCGAGUCCUUCUCGGUUCCUGUGGAUACAAUCGAGGUGUUUACGAGGCUAGAGGCGCGGUUUUCUUCUUGUGGUCCAAUUAGUCCGCUGUAUUACCUCUUCGGGCCUCGCCAAUUUGGUAAGACAACGAUAGGACAUCGACUGCGGGAUUCGCUUGCUGCUGAUCCACUCAUCUCCGUCAUAUUCCACACUUUAACCCCAAGCGAUGUCGAAACGGAGGAGGCCUUUUGGCUUGCACUUGGCCGACAUUGUGGUGAACGAACACGAACAGCACGGGAUUUUGAGUGGAUGUUCAUACGCCGUAAAUGCCGCCUGUGGCUGGCGAUUGACGACAUGGAUGUUAUGUUUUCCAACGAGCAGUUGACUAGCAAUUUCUUGGACAGACUUCGCUCUUGGGAAUCUCUUCCUGCGUUUCUUGGGUUUCUUGCAAUUGGAAGCUACGAUCUCGUGAAUUUGCCCAUGAAGUACAAACAGCCAGCCCCUUUCAAUAUUGGCGAGCUGAUUCAGGCAAAGUGCUUCUCUGUUCGACAAAUGAGCGACUUUUUCAUGCUUAUCCAGCCAAUGUAUUGCUUCAAAGAGGCAACCCGCGAAGCCAUUAUGGAAUAUUCCUCCGGUGCUCCCGGUGUGUUCGGGUCUUUAGUCAAGUUUUCGGUCGAUCGUGGCAAGUGUAGCCAAGAACGGCAUGGAUGGGAGGAUUGGUUCAAGAUCCAGAACUUCGCUUGCUAUCUCAACGAAUACAAUCCAAGCUAUGUUAAGAUACAGGAAAGUGUAAGAAAGUUGAGUGAGCCAGACUGGAGGGUUCUCACUUUGCUACUUAGGGGCGAGGUGGGUGGCUUUGGCUCAGAAUGGAAUCACGCAACUACAACUCUGCAGCUAUUGGGUGUUGUGACAAUUGGGGCUUCUGGUGACUUGGAGUUCUCGUCCGAGAUGAUGCGACGUCUGUGCCUAGAAGCUCUACCCAUCCGUGACAUUGAACCAGUGGCAAGUGCUCGUGAUCCACUCGAGCUGCUGGCUGCGGCACUUCGACUCAUGGACCCGAAAGCAAUGGGGCAUUCGUUUGGAAAAGAUCCGAUAUUUCCGACUGAGUCCGUUCUUCAGUUUCAAAUGUACACAUCGAUUCGAGGGAUUGCGAAGGCGAAUAACACCUCAUGCACGAGUAUUCUAGCAGAGACGCAUGGUGUCAGGGGUAAACAGAAGCGAAGCAUCAUCACUAUCAGUAAUUUCGAGAAUGGAGUUAAAGUUGGUUUCGAGAUCAAGGCAACACAACCGACGGAAGAGGCUCUCCUUACAGCAGUGGGAGAUGCGGAUCGAUCCAGACACCUACUAGGGAUUCAGGCGAUGUUCUUGGUCAAUUUCGCUCCUCGAACGAGCUUGCUGGAAGAAGGAGUGCAUCAAGUGUGUGAAUUUCCUGUCAAGGUGGUUCAUGUUUUCGUCUCGGAAGCUUAUGACGAAUUCACAGUCCACCUGCAAGGAGGUGGUGUGGAGAGACGCACUGUCUGCUGUGCUCAAACCGAAUAA
Phytophthora sojae is the source of this 1914-nucleotide messenger RNA. RefSeq lists its product as hypothetical. The record is from RefSeq and is a predicted model, not a curated record. The coding region runs from base 1 to 1914 and encodes 637 amino acids. The transcript has a single exon. NCBI's taxonomy places the organism in Eukaryota, Oomycota, Peronosporomycetes, Peronosporales, Peronosporaceae.